AUGAAAUUUAAAGAUUUUUAGAAAUUGAAUCAGAAAGACAUUCUCUAUGGAGGACUUGCUAUAGUUCUAUCUAGUGGUUUUAGUGCGUGGGCAUUAGGUAAAUUAGUUGGUUUUAUUAAUCAUAAAAAAAUGGAGAGGAUUUGUACAAGAAAACGAUAAGCAACGAUUGAAGCCAUUAAUAAUUAUAAAUUAAAUCAUCAACCAUGUUAAUUGAGCUAAGAUCUUUAAAAAUAGAUACUUAACGGUAGUGUUGCUUAAAUAAAAUAAUUAUUGUAUGAAGGAAAAACAACUGUUCAAUAAAUUGUGCUGGUCUUCAUUGAAAGAAUUCUUAAAGUGGCAUGUUCAGACAAACUCAAUAUCAUAACAGAGAUCAAUUUUAUAGAAGCAUUAGAAGAAGCCAAAAAAUUAGAUGAAGAGAUCAAAUAAGAUAAAAAUGUUAUCAAUAAGUAUGCUUUGUUUGGCAUUCCAGUUUCAGUUAAAGAAACGUUCCUUUAGAAAAACUUUGACUCCACUUUUGGGUUGGGAGUAAAUUGUUUUAAGCCUUCAUAAGAAGAUGGAAUACAAGUUGCCUAAAUUAGACAAGCUAAGGGUAUUAUCAUAGCCAGGACUAAUGUUCCUCAAGUGGCGAUGACAUUUGAAUCAGUAAAUCUCGUUUACGGAAGAACAAAGAAUCCAUGGAAUCCAAGCAGAGCCGUUGGAGGAUCUUCAGGAGGAGAAGGAGCAAUAGCAGCUGCAAGAGGAAGUGUAUUGGGAAUCGGAUCAGAUAUAGGUGGCAGUAUCCGUAUACCAGCUGCAUUUUGCGGUGUAUAUGGAUUCAAACCCUAUAGCGGAAGAAUACCAGAUUAUGGUGAGGCUAAGAUUUCACUUGCAGUUUCAGGAGGAAUGUAACUGAAAAUAUCAAGAGGACCCAUAGCUAGAUGCGUUGAUGAUUUGAUUGUUCUAACAAAGGUUUUAUUUGACAAGGAAAUUUAUUCAAAAAUUCCUUAGUAAAUAAAGGAUCCUUAUUUUGAACCACAAGAAUUAAAGGAAUUUCCUGAUAAGAAAAAAUUAAGAGUAGGAUAUUUUGAUAUUUUUAAUGGGUUAAUAACUCCUAAUUGUAUGAAAAGAGCAGUGCAUGAAGCUUGUUAAGCAUUGUAGCAAUAAGGACAUGAAAUUGUUGAAUUUAAAGUAGAUAAAUAAGUGUAAAGUGUUAUUGCUAAUUGCUUCUUAAAAAUAGUGGUUGCUGAUGGAGGAAUGAGAUCAUACAUAGAUGCUUUGAAUGGUUAAAAUUUUAUUGAAGAAUACGACCUUUUAGUAUAGGAUUCUAAUACUUCCUUGGGAAUCAAAAAUUAUAUUUUAGCACCAUUGUUUAAGUUAUUUGGAUAAAAGACACUUUUAGAAUAUAACUACAAUGGUAAAGUCGAUGUAUAUUAAUACUUGGUUGACUCAGCUACUAGAAAACAAACAAAAUUUGCAUUUUGUCAAUCUAUUAUUGAUCAAGGUCUAGAUGUAAUAAUCUCUCCUGCUUUUGGAUUACCAGCAGUGAAACAUGGAGGAUCUAAAGAACUGGCAUUUACUGCCUUAUAUACUUGGAUGUGGAAUGUUGUAGAUUUCCCUGCAGGUAGUCUACCUAUAACUUUAGUGCAAAAUGAUCAAGAUUUGGAAAUAAAUGGUUAAUAAAAUUCAAUAGAUCUUGUUUAUAGAUUUAUGAAGAGUGAUUUAUAAGGAGCCGUAGGUCUUCCAGUCAACGUCUAGGUUUCAGCCCUACCAAAUAAAGAUGAAAUGGUCCUUAGAGUAAUGAAGGAGAUUGAGGCUGUUGUGAAGUUUAAUUCAAAACAUCCAUAUCCUGAAUUAAACUGA
This is a messenger RNA of Paramecium tetraurelia, 1839 nucleotides long. RefSeq lists its product as uncharacterized. Gene Ontology annotation, molecular function: amidase activity; fatty acid amide hydrolase activity. The transcript has 3 exons. Lineage: Eukaryota; Ciliophora; Oligohymenophorea; Peniculida; Parameciidae. The record is from RefSeq and is a predicted model, not a curated record. Gene Ontology annotation, biological process: fatty acid catabolic process.